AUGGCCAGCGGCAGGCCUCCCGGGUCGCAUCCAUCCGCUGGCCGCGAUGAUGACCUGCUGCAACUGGAGGACUCCGGUCCCAUGUACAGCUCCGGCCAGGGCCCGCCAGUGAACGAUGAACACCUCUUGCAACAGUACAACAUUGACGACUCCGAUCAACCGUACGCCCAACGCCCCUCCGUAUCUUACGAUAACUUUGUUGGAAACCGUCCACAGCAUGCCGGAGCUUAUCCGCCUCGAGGCGACAGCGCGGCACACCCUCCCGCCCAACCUGCCAUGCACAUCAACGACCCUUACUCUGGGGCAUCAAUGGACCGGACGUACUCCCAGACAUCAGGCCUAGGAAACUACCAGCGGUACUCGGAUGAGUUUAGCACGCGCUCGGGCUACUAUGAUCUCGACGCAGAUGAGGACCGGAUCGCGGGCUCGCACCGCGUGCGCCAGGCAAAUGAGCGCAACAGUAUCUUGGGUCUUGGCGGUGGGCUCAUGGGCAAAGCAAAACACAUGUUGGGCAUGGGGCCGCAGCAGUACUCGGAGAUGGACCUCCCAUUGACAGAAGCGGGAGCUGCUAGACAGCCAACGGUCGACAGCGCUGCUGAGACAACAAGUGAACGAAGGAAAUUCCGCGCGUCCGACUUUAAAUUCGGCUUUGGACGACGGAAGGUCGAUCCAUCGACUCUGGGGCCUCGAAUCAUUACCUUGAAUAACCCUCCCGCUAACGCCGUACACAAAUUCGUGAGCAACUACGUGUCAACUUCCAAGUACAACGUCGUCACUUUUAUCCCGAAGUUCCUCUUCGAACAAUUCUCAAAAUACGCCAACCUGUUCUUCCUUUUCACGGCUAUCCUGCAGCAGAUUCCCAAUGUCUCGCCAACGAACAAAUUCACGACCAUUGUCCCGCUGGGUAUUGUCUUGUUGGUCUCGGCCAUCAAAGAGUUGGUGGAGGAUUAUAAGCGGCGGGUGUCCGAUCGAGGACUCAAUUAUUCCAAGACUCAAGUCCUGAAGGGUUCCGCGUUUCAUGACACCAAAUGGGUGGAUGUCGCGGUAGGAGAUGUGGUCCGAGUCGAGUCCGAACAGCCUUUUCCGGCCGAUUUGGUGUUGCUCGCAUCAUCUGAGCCCGAAGGCUUGUGCUAUAUCGAAACGGCGAAUUUGGACGGCGAGACAAACCUGAAAAUCAAACAGGCGAUCCCGGAAACCGCACAUCUGGUUAAUCCCACUGACCUGAGUCGCUUGAGCGGGCGUGUUCGGUCGGAGCAGCCCAACAGCAGCCUAUACACCUACGAAGCGACUUUGACCAUGCAUGCCGGUGGUGGUGAGAAGGAAUUGCCCUUGGCACCCGACCAGCUUCUGCUUCGUGGGGCGACUCUGCGCAAUACUCCGUGGAUCCAUGGCAUCGUCGUCUUUACCGGGCAUGAGACGAAACUCAUGCGCAAUGCGACGGCAACACCGAUCAAGCGAACCGCCGUGGAGCGGAUGGUCAACGUCCAGAUUUUGAUGCUUGUUGCCAUUCUCAUCGCCCUUAGUGUCAUCAGUUCCGUGGGUGAUCUCAUCGUCCGUCGAACGAAAGCGAACAAACUUUGGUAUCUAGACUACGGAUCAAGCAACGUGGUAAAGCAGUUCUUCAUGGACAUCUUCACCUACUGGGUUCUUUACUCCAAUUUGGUUCCGAUCUCUCUUUUCGUGACGAUCGAAAUCGUCAAGUACUUCCACGCGUUCUUGAUUAACUCUGAUUUGGACAUCUACUAUGACAAGACGGACACACCCGCCACUUGUCGCACCUCAUCUUUGGUUGAGGAGCUUGGUCAGAUUGAAUACAUCUUCUCCGACAAGACAGGCACCCUGACGUGCAAUAUGAUGGAGUUCAAGCAAUGUACAAUCGCUGGUGUCCAAUACGGAGAUGACGUAUCGGAAGAUCGCCGAGCUACUGCGGACGAUGGCGCAGAGGUUGGUGUCUUCGACUUCAAGACACUUCGAUCAAAUCUGCACUCGCACCCGUCCCAGAAUGCCAUCCAACAAUUCCUCACUCUUUUGGCUACUUGCCACACUGUCAUUCCCGAGCGCUCCACAAGCGACCCAAAUGAGAUCAAGUACCAGGCGGCUUCCCCAGAUGAAGGUGCAUUGGUAGAUGGUGCCGCUUUGUUGGGCUAUCGCUUCACGAACCGGAAGCCUAGAUCGGUUAUCUUCGCAGCCAACGGCCAGGAGCAAGAGUACGAAUUGCUUGCUGUGUGCGAGUUUAACUCCACCCGGAAGCGAAUGUCUACCAUCUUUCGUUGCCCAGACGGAAAGGUUCGCAUUUACUGCAAGGGGGCCGACACGGUCAUCAUGGAGCGACUGCAUCCUGAUAAUCCCACCGUGGAAGCGACGCUUCAGCAUCUGGAAGAGUAUGCAUCGGAAGGUCUCCGGACGCUAUGUUUGGCCAUGCGCGAGAUCUCCGAGGCUGAGUUCCAGCAGUGGUGGCAGAUCUUUGACAAGGCUGCCACUACCGUGAGUGGCAACCGUGCCGACGAACUCGACAAGGCAGCAGAACUCAUUGAGAAGGAUUUCUAUCUUCUUGGCGCCACCGCUAUCGAAGAUCGCCUUCAGGAUGGAGUCCCUGACACAAUUCAUACCCUCCAGACGGCCGGUAUCAAGGUUUGGGUCCUGACUGGUGACCGCCAGGAAACGGCCAUCAACAUUGGCAUGUCGUGCAAACUCAUCUCAGAAGACAUGACUCUCCUUAUUAUCAAUGAGGACAGUGCGGAGGAUACGCGGUCCAAUUUGGUGAAAAAGCUCGAGGCCGUUAAGAGCCAGGCGUUAUCCGGUGAUCUGGAAACGUUGGCCUUGGUUAUUGAUGGAAAGUCUUUGACAUUUGCGCUGGAGAAGGACAUGGAGAAGUUGUUCUUGGAUUUGGCGGUGCAGUGCAAGGCCGUGGUGUGCUGUCGUGUUUCCCCCCUCCAAAAAGCGUUGGUUGUCAAACUUGUGAAGCGGCAUCUAAAGUCUCUGCUCUUGGCCAUUGGUGACGGUGCCAACGAUGUGUCUAUGAUCCAGGCAGCGCAUGUUGGUGUUGGCAUUAGCGGUGUUGAGGGUCUUCAAGCUGCACGAUCAGCAGAUGUGGCCAUUGCACAAUUCCGAUUCUUGCGCAAACUCCUCCUGGUGCACGGAGCAUGGAGCUAUUCUCGCAUCAGUCGAGUGAUUCUGUACUCGUUCUACAAGAACAUCGCACUAUACAUGACACAGUUCUGGUACUCCUUCCAAAACACAUUCUCCGGAGAAGUCAUCUACGAGUCAUGGACGCUGUCCUUCUAUAACGUGCUCUUCACCGUUUUGCCUCCCUUCGCCAUGGGUAUCUUCGACCAGUACAUUUCGGCUCGGUUGUUAGACCGGUACCCCCAGCUGUAUCAGCUCGGUCAGAAGGGAACAUUCUUCCGCAAACACAGUUUCUGGGCUUGGAUCUUGAAUGGAUUUUUCCAUUCUCUUGUCCUCUACAUUGUCUCUGAGCUGAUCUUCUACUGGGAUCUCCCCUUGGCCGAUGGGACGACUGCUGGCCACUGGGUUUGGGGUGAAGCUCUGUACACCGCCGCCCUUGCCACUGUCCUCGGCAAAGCUGCGCUCAUCACCAACAUCUGGACCAAGUACACCUUUAUCGCUAUCCCAGGUUCCAUGGUCAUUUGGCUUAUUUUCCUUCCGGCGUAUGGUUUUGCUGCUCCUGCGGUUGGUUUCUCCACCGAGUACUACGGCACUAUCCCUGUCCUUUUCAAGAGCCCCGUCUUCUACCUCAUGGCCAUCUCUCUACCUUGCUUGUGUCUUCUGCGUGACUAUGCCUGGAAGUACGCCAAGCGCAUGCACUAUCCGCAGGCGUACCACCAUGUCCAGGAGAUCCAGAAGUACAACGUCCAGGACUACCGUCCUCGCAUGGAACAGUUCCAAAAGGCCAUCCGCAAGGUUCGCCAAGUACAACGCAUGCGCAAGCAGCGCGGCUACGCUUUCUCCCAAGCCGACGACGGCGGCCAGAUGCGUCUUGUCAACGCCUACGACACCACGCAGGGCCGUGGCCGGUACGGCGAGAUGGUCAGUUCCCGCGCUUUCUGA
This is a messenger RNA of Penicillium riverlandense, 4068 nucleotides long. RefSeq names its product aminophospholipid-translocating P4-type ATPase DRS2. The coding region runs from base 1 to 4068 and encodes 1355 amino acids. The record is from RefSeq and is a predicted model, not a curated record. NCBI's taxonomy places the organism in Eukaryota, Fungi, Ascomycota, Eurotiomycetes, Eurotiales, Aspergillaceae. Gene Ontology annotation, molecular function: magnesium ion binding; ATP binding; ATP hydrolysis activity. The transcript is spliced from 3 exons. Gene Ontology annotation, cellular component: plasma membrane. Gene Ontology annotation, biological process: endocytic recycling; intracellular protein transport; post-Golgi vesicle-mediated transport.